Lucilia sericata (common green bottle fly) is the source of this 5963-nucleotide messenger RNA. Its product is annotated as formin-J-like. Gene Ontology annotation, molecular function: microtubule binding. NCBI's taxonomy places the organism in Eukaryota, Metazoa, Arthropoda, Insecta, Diptera, Calliphoridae. Gene Ontology annotation, biological process: actin nucleation. The transcript is spliced from 10 exons. The record is from RefSeq and is a predicted model, not a curated record. Bases 82 to 5862 code for a protein of 1926 amino acids. Gene Ontology annotation, cellular component: actin filament.
AUCACAAAUGGACGGUCGAUAUUGAACGUUAAACAAAUAAUUUAAAUUUUUAAAUAAAUAAAAAAAUAAUAAAAAAUACAAAUGGUUAAUAUGGAAAAAACUUUACACAUUUUAUCAAAUGCCACGGGCACAAAUACAGAGCUUUUAAAUAUAACACUUUCCCCCGGAGUUGAUGAUAUAGUAGUUCAACUAGAUCUAGAUCAAAAUGAGUGCGGUAAAAGCAGUCGAUCAACAAGUACGAGUAGUAUAAAUUUAAAUUCUCAUCAUGAAGUUUUUCAAGAAAUAUUACUACAGGUGUCAAAAACUCCUUAUGAAGUGACUUUUCUAAGUAUUUUACAUCAUUUGCUGCGUAUCGAUCCAAAUGGUCCAUUAUGUGGUGAAAUCUGGAAAGUGGCAGAAAAGGUACUACAUCGUGCAACACAAAUGGAAAGUGCUGAAGAUGUCGAACGUUUGCUUAUAGCAACGGUAACUCGUAAAUUUUCCUGUCAAAAUUGUAGUUUUAAGAUUGGAGAGGCAAACGAUGAAGAAUGUAAUAGUUGUGAUAAAUUGGAAUUAGCUGCAUCAACAGCAGAUUUGCCAAGUAUAUUAACAACUUCUCCGCCACCUACACCGGGGUCAGCGCCAGAACCACCUCCUCCUCCACCAGCACCUGGCUUACCGCCACCACCUCCUCCUCCACCAGCACCCGGUUUACCGCCCCCACCACCUCCUCCUUCGGGCCCUGGUUUACCUCCGCCACCUCCUCAUCCACUACAAAUGUCUUGUGCCUUAGUGCCCCAACAAAAUAUACCAAAAUCAAGCACUAAAUUAAGAAUGAUUAAUUGGUCAAAAAUUCCCGCACAUAAAUUCCAGAACAAAUCAAAUAUAUAUACUACAAUAAAAAUGAAUGAUCGACAAUGCAAAAAUGCGAUCAAUUUCAAAAGUAUCGAAGAACUCUUCUCUCUACAAACUAAGAAAAAACCUAACAAAAUUAAGGAUGAGUUGGAUGGCUGUGGCGCGGUUAAAAAAUUUGAAAAGGGUCCUAAAAAAGUACAAUUACUGGAUGGUCAGUUUAGUAUGAAUAUAAGUAUAUUCUUAAAGCAAUUUAAAGGUUAUAGUUUAGAAGAUAUUGUGCAACUAAUUGAGAAUGGCGAUAAUAAAAUUAUGGAUCUGGAGAAACUUAAAGAUUUGGUAAAAUUUGUUCAAAAGGAAGAUGGCGUCAAAUCUGUAGAAACAUUUCAAGGAGAUGAUAAACUUUUAGCAGAUGCUGAAAGAUUUUUAUAUUUACUGUUGAAAGUGCCAAACUUUAAAUUACGCAUAGACAGCAUGAUACUUAAAGAAGAAUAUGCUUUAAAUUUAACAUAUUUAGAGCCUUCCCUAAAUGCCAUAAUACAAGCAGGAAAUGAUCUUAUGAAGAGUGAAAAACUAAAAGAGGUUUUAGGCUUUAUAAUAUUGCUGGGAAAUUAUGUAAAUUCUGGCGGUUAUGCUGGUAAUGCAAUUGGCAUACAAAUAGCUUCCUUAACUAAAUUAACGGAAUUAAAAGCUAAUAAAACUGGCAUGCAUUUCUUGCAUAAAAUUGUCAUGGAACUUGAGAAUUAUAAUGCCGAACUACUAGACUUUACUAAUGAGUUAAGCUUUUUGCAAAAUGUCUACAAAGUCAAUAUUGAUGAAAUUGAAAAGGAUUUUAAAAAUUUGGAAAAUGCCUUGGAUAUUAUAAGAAGACAAAUCGAAUUGCCUACCACUCAAGAGGAUAUCAAACAGCAAAUGUCUGAAUUUUUACACAAUGCAGCAGAUAAAAUAGAGACACUGAAAAAACUACUUGAAGAAAUGAACGCUUUACGCAUAACAAUGGCUGAAUAUUUCUGUGAAGAUGUGGCCACUUUUAAAAUGGAAGAAUGCUUUGAUAUAUUCUAUAAGUUUUGUGAACAAUUCAAGCAAUCUUUAAAAGAGAAUCAAAAACGUCAAGAGUUGGAAAUACGAGAGGAAAUGAAACGCAAACAAAGGGAGGAUCAACACUUAGCUGUAAAUGUUUUAUGUGCCAAUAAAGAUCGCAUAGCACAAGCCACAUCUUGUCGUUCAUCAUCCAACAAAACUAGGCAACCAUGUAAAAAUUAUCAAAAUAAUGAAGAUGAAUUAAUGGCAUUUUUCCAAGGGACGCAAUAUAAACGUAAUGGUGAAAAAGUAUGUAAACGUAAACAACGACUAACAGCUGAAUUGUUAAAUGAAAGAGAACGUAUACCCUCGUGGGAAUAUAAUAAUGAAACUUUAACUUCAGAUAAACAGAAAAAGUUAAAUAUUGUUAAAAAGUCAUGGAUCCGAUUAAUGCAAAGCUAUAAAGACUCUCAACUCAAAGACAAAUGUCUAACACCCGACCUUACAGCCAGACGUCAAAGUAUACAAAUACUUAUACGUUCCAAUUCUACAGUGGAUAAUAGAACAAACAAGAUGAGAAAACAACCUUUUGUAGAAAAUAUCGUAAGAACACCUUUACCACAAACGGACUCAGUGUUUAUAUUCCCCGAAAAUCAACUAGAAUUCGAAAACUCCAGAAGGCAAAAUCCUAGGAUAAGGAAAAUUCUUAAUGACUCAAAUGAUAAUCACGUUAGCGAGGCCGUUGGACCCACAGCCGAAAUGAAACGCCCUAGAAUAUCUUUGAAAACCGUGGCAAACAUUGCCAGACUUAAGCGUUUCAGUUCUAUAACUGAAGAAGAUAUAAAGCUGACAAAGGCUAAUCUACGCUCACCCAGUCCAGAGCUAGCGUCCACAACGUUAUUAGCUUUUAGUCCAACUGUAGAAAAAAAAGACAAUCAUUGGUUUCCCGAUCGAGGAUUAAAGGUAUUAAAUAGUGAUAACGACAAUAUUGAAGCUAAUGCUACAUUGCAAGAGAUUAAAGAACAUAUUGAGGAUAAUAAUGUUGGUUUCAAUCAAUCAGUAGAUAUACUAUGUACCACUCCCAAUGAACUAAUACAAAAUGCAAAUAUUACUAACCAACAAGAUCUAGAAUCAAAAUUAUUAAAUAGUGGCACAGAUAAAGCUGAAGUUAAAGACACCUUACCACAUAAUAAAAUGGAAUAUGCCGAACAUAAUCCAGCUAGUUUGAACAAAGUAGUAGAUUUAACUUCCAGAGAAAUUGAACUAAAGCAAAAUAAGACAUGUAAAUUUCAAUCCGAAAUUCUAGAGCUAUUAAAUAACCAUUCUAAAGAUCAGUGUAAAGUAAAUGUAGAAACGAGUACAGAAAAUAAGGAUUCAUGUCAAAAACUCCCAGAAAUUGUUGCUCUAACAGAAAAUAAAGCUAAUGAACUUCAAACCGAAAUCCUAGAGAUAUUAAAUAUCAACUUAAAAGAUCAGUGUAAAGUAAAUAACGACAUUUUGGUAGAGCACAAUACAUUGAAAGAAACGAGUACAGAAAAUAAGGAGUCAAGUCAAAAACUGCAAGAAAUUAUAGCUCCAACACAAAAUAAACCAAAUGAACUUCAAUCCGAAAUUCCAGAGCCAUUAAAUGACGAUCCUAAAGAUCAAGGUAAAGUAAAUGAAGACAUUUUGGCAGAGAACAAUACAUUGAAAGAAACUAGUACAGCAAUCAAGGAAUCAAGUAAAAAUCUCCCUGAUAUAGUUAAUCCAACAAAAAAUAAAACUGAAAAACUUCAAAACGAAAUUCUAGAGUCAUUAAAUAACAAUCCUAAAGAUCAGUCUAAAGCAAAUAACGAUAUUUUGCCAGAGAACAAUAUAUUAAACCAAACUAUUACAAACUUUGAGAAAUCAAGUAAAAAACUGCCUGAAAAUUUUACUCCAAAUCAAAAUACAAGUAAUGAACAUCAAUUUGAAUUUCAACAGUCAUUAAAUAACAAUCAUGAAGAUCAUUCUAAAACAAAUACCGACAUUUUGCCAGACCACAAUUCCUUAAAUGAAACUGUAAGAGAAAAAGAGAAGUCGAGACAAAAACUCUCAGAAAUUGUAACUCAAACAAGCGAUAUAGAGAAAGAGAAUAGUAUUAUUUCAAAACCUAAUUGCUCGAUAAGCUUGAUGACUAAAAUACAAAACAAAUUAAGAGCUUUAUCGCCCCUACGACCAGCAAUAGUAGAACAAUUGUCAAAUUCAUCCGGUAAUAAUGCUAUCGAUAAAACUCAAACAGAAAGUCAUGAUAUAAAUUGUUCCAAAACUGAAACAAUAGACCUAAAUCAAAAUUCCGAAAAUCCUUCUACUGAAGUUCAAUCUAAUAGAACUGUUAAAACUUCACUGCAGAUCAAGCAUAAACAAACUAUAUCCAAGCGCGUGGUAAAUCGUAUACAAAAUAAGUUAAGAGCUCUUUCACCAUUUCGAUUACAGUCCCAACAAGAGGCAAAUUUUCAAAGUUAUAUUGGAACCGUUGACAAAAGCAAUAAUUCUAAAGAAGCAAAGCCAAAACUUACGGCUAAAAGUAAAAUAAUGUCUUCCCAAACUAAUGCACGUCGUUCAUCUUUAACUACUGACUCUCUUAAAGCAAAUCACAAGGAUGAUAACCAAAUCAAACGUAAACCCUCCGUAACGAAAGACAAUAUUCAUUUGGAGGAACAUUCCCAUAACAAGGUAAAUAGUUUACAAAGAAAUACAAGUCAACAAAGAUUAUCUCGGCAAAGUUUACGUUCUUCCAUAACCUCCACAAGAAGUAGUAACAUUUCACUUAAUGUUGUUGAAACAAAAUCGCAUAUGUCUUCUCGACGUAGAGCGAGUUUACAAUAUACCACAAAAGUUUCAUUAACUCAAGACAAUGAAAAAAAGUUGAGCUCUUCCAAACAUAUUCAACGUAGAUCCAGUUUUCCUUCUCUGAAUAACUCUGCAAAUGCUAUACAGCGAAGAGCUAGCUUGGCAUCCAACCGUUCUUCUACUACUACUACUGCUUCACAACUUCGAGAAUGUGGAAAAAUUAUUGGAACCUCUUCGACCAAUAAUACAGUCUCAAAAACAUCAUCAUUAAAAAAUAAAACCGGAAACCCGACAGAUCGUAGUAAAUGUAUAGGGAAAACUUUCUCAAAACCGGAAAGUACAAAUACUCCUUUAGGCAACAGUACCCAGCGGAGAGUGAGUUUACCUUCUAUAAAUACCUCCACAAAUACCGCACAGCGUAGAGCUAGUUUGACCAGUAGACAUUAUUCGCAAAAUUCCAAGAAAAUUCAAGAGUGUGAAAAAAGUAUUAACACAUCUUUGACCCAGAAGUCAACAUCAAAAACAGUGCUUAAGAAAACAUCCUUAACUACUAAUAAUAAACCCUCAAAUGUUAGUAAAAGCUCUUCCUUUAACACUUCAAAAGCCAAAGAGAUAGUACAACCAGCAAGCAGACGAAAUUCUUUAACUUCUAGCAAAAUAUCCAAUACAAAAAUUUCAAAUACCAACUCAAAUUUUGUGUCUAUGAAAGCUUCCUUAACUACUAAUAACAAACAUAUAAAUCCUAAUAAUAGUUCACUUCUAAACACUUUAAACACAGCACAGCAGUUGCAAACAGCAGGCAGAAGAGCUUCUUUAACUUCUUGCAAUAAAUCCUAUACAAAUCCUUCAUUACAAAGAGAAAACAUAAAAUCUUCUACCGCUAACUCGUCAACUUUUAAAAAUCGUAGAAAAAGCAUUGCUACCACCUCCAUAAUAAAUUCGAAUUAUGAAAGUGAUACAAUCAAUUCUUCCAAUCCAAAUCAACUUAAAUUCAAUUUGUCUUCCAAUCCCUUAACAAAAAAUACAGCACGAAGUGAUAGUAUUACUUCUAUCAAUACAUUAAAUUCAAUCCAAACUCGAAACAAUAUUGCAAAAACUUCCACUACAAAAUCUGCACAGCGGCGGAACAGUACAGGCAAAAUUUCGCGUAAUAAUCCGUCUAUAACUGAGCAAAGUUUUAAACGUCCUUGCAAAAAAUAAAUCAAUCGUUAUUCAACUGAUAUUUUUACCCAAACGAGUUGCUUAAUUUCCUAACGUCCAACCUCAAGUGACUUUCCUAAAGUUAAACCUCAACAGCUCUA